Molecule: messenger RNA, 2237 nt
Organism: Cynara cardunculus var. scolymus (artichoke)
Lineage: Eukaryota; Viridiplantae; Streptophyta; Magnoliopsida; Asterales; Asteraceae
Product: DNA replication licensing factor MCM7
Exons: 15
Coding region: 1-2157 (718 amino acids)
Biological process (GO): double-strand break repair via break-induced replication; DNA replication; DNA replication initiation
Cellular component (GO): MCM complex; nucleus
Molecular function (GO): ATP hydrolysis activity; ATP binding; single-stranded DNA helicase activity
Source: RefSeq, a predicted model, not a curated record
AUGAAGGAUGUCGAUUUCAGCCGAGACAAAGAUCUGGCCAAAGAUUUUCUUCAAAACUUUGCAGAUGCAGACGGCGAUGCCAAAUAUAUUACCAUUCUUCAAGAUGUUGCCAAUCGUAAAGUCAAAGCAAUUCAAAUUGACCUUGAAGAUCUAUUUGAUUACAAGGAUUUGGACGAGGAGUUUGUGGGACGAGUUACGGAAAAUACCCGGAGAUAUAUUGGAAUUUUUGCCGAUGCCAUUGACGAGCUAAUUCCUGAGCCAACAGAGGCUCUCCCGGACGACGAUCAUGACAUAUUGAUGACACAAAGAGCUGAGGAAGGCAAUGAGAAUGCUGAUGGAACCGAUCCAAAACAGAAGAUGCCCUCAGAAAUUAAGCGUUUUUAUGAGGUUUACAUCAGAGCUUCUUCCAAGGGUCAGCCAUUUACUAUAAGGGAGGUUAGGGCUUCACACAUUGGUCAGCUUGUCAAGAUAUCUGGUAUUGUGACUCGUUGUUCAGAUGUAAAACCGUUGAUGAAGGUUGCUGUUUACACAUGUGAAGAGUGUGGUUUUGAAAUAUAUCAGGAGGUAACUGCUCGAGUGUUCAUGCCUCUGUUUGAAUGCCCAUCCAAGCGCUGUAAUGUUAAUCGGGCAAAAGGAAAUCUUAUCCUUCAACUCAGAGCUUCAAAGUUUUUGAAAUUUCAGGAGGCCAAACUUCAAGAGCUUGCUGAACAUGUUCCGAAAGGUCAUAUUCCUCGUUCAAUGACUGUCCACAUCCGAGGCGAACUUACAAGAAAGGUAUCCCCAGGUGACGUUGUUGAGCUAUCCGGAAUAUUUCUUCCUAUUCCUUAUACUGGAUUUAGAGCAAUGCGAGCAGGCUUAGUGGCAGAUACGUACUUGGAGGCUAUGUCUAUUUCCCAUUUUAAGAAAAAAUACGAGGAGUAUGAACUCAAAGGGGAUGAGGAAGAACAAAUUGCAUCCCUAGCUGAGGAUGGUGAUAUAUACAACAAGCUGGCUCGCUCAUUGGCGCCUGAGAUUUUUGGACAUGAAGACAUCAAGAAAGCUCUUCUCCUCCUCUUGGUUGGAGCUCCUCAUCGGAAACUGAAGGAUGGGAUGAAGAUAAGAGGAGAUCUACACAUAUGUUUGAUGGGUGAUCCUGGAGUUGCAAAAAGUCAACUUCUUAAGCACAUAAUUAAUGUUGCACCAAGGGGUGUGUAUACCACCGGCAAAGGAAGCAGUGGAGUUGGUCUUACGGCAGCUGUUCAGAAGGACCCAGUGACGAACGAGAUGGUCCUGGAAGGGGGAGCAUUGGUGCUGGCGGAUAUGGGCAUAUGUGCAAUUGAUGAGUUCGAUAAGAUGGACGAGUCAGAUAGGACAGCCAUACAUGAAGUCAUGGAGCAACAGACGGUUAGCAUUGCGAAGGCUGGGAUCACAACAUCCUUGAAUGCGAGGACUGCAGUCCUUGCUGCUGCCAAUCCUGCCUGGGGAAGAUAUGAUCUACGUAGAACUCCAGCCGAAAAUAUCAACCUCCCUCCAGCACUUUUAUCAAGAUUCGAUUUUUUGUGGUUGAUCCUUGAUCGAGCAGAUAUGGACAAUGAUCUUGAAAUGGCUAGGCAUGUUGUUUAUGUCCAUCAGAACAGAGAAUCUCCUGCCCUUGGGUUUGCCCCACUUGAAGCUUCUGUUCUUAGGGCAUACAUAUCAGCUGCGAGAAAGCUGUCUCCUUCAAUUCCAAGAGAGCUGGAAGAGUAUAUAGCUACUGCGUACUCGAGCAUGAGGCAAGAAGAAGCAAAAUCAAACAGCCCACACUCUUACACAACUGUCAGAACUCUUCUCAGCAUUCUGCGGAUAUCCGCUGCACUUGCUCGGCUGAGGUUCUCAGACAGUGUUGGUCAGAGUGAUGUCGACGAGGCACUUAGGUUGAUGCAGAUGUCAAAGUUUUCUCUGUACUCGGAAGAUCGGCAGAGGUCAGGUCUCGAUGCAAUCUCAGAUAUUUAUUCGAUUUUACGCGAUGAAGCAGCGAGGUCGAACAAGAUGGAUGUAAGCUAUGCACAAGCUCUCAACAGGAUUUCAAGAAUGGGGUACACCGAAGCUCAGCUGAAAGAAUGCUUGGAGGAAUAUGCAGCAUUGAAUGUGUGGCAGAUCCAUCCAAACACCUUUGAUAUUCGAUUUAUUGAUGCAUGAACAUGUUGUAUUUUUUAAGAUUUUUGUAAUGUAUUUGUGGUAACAAAAUACCUUCUGAUAUUUUAAGAUUAGGAGUCGUG